This is a messenger RNA of Morus notabilis, 1403 nucleotides long. Its product is annotated as homogentisate solanesyltransferase, chloroplastic-like. The coding region runs from base 55 to 1287 and encodes 410 amino acids. Gene Ontology annotation, molecular function: transferase activity, transferring alkyl or aryl (other than methyl) groups. The record is from RefSeq and is a predicted model, not a curated record. The transcript has 10 exons. NCBI's taxonomy places the organism in Eukaryota, Viridiplantae, Streptophyta, Magnoliopsida, Rosales, Moraceae. Gene Ontology annotation, cellular component: membrane.
UUGUGCUUCAUUUUUUUUCUUCUUCUUCUUAUUUGGUUGUUUCACUUACUAAAGAUGGAGCACACAAUCUCUCACUCUUCCCUUAGAGUAUCCCCUUUUAUUGCUCAACGUUACAAGGUCUCCUCUCAAGUGAAUAGGUUAAUUCCAAUUAAGCCCACAACCAAAUUAGAUAUUAAAUCAUCCAACUUUUCUUCAAAAUCCUUCGCCAAUAAAUUGAUCCACCCAGAAGGGCUCUAUGGGGAAAGCAGGUUUUCAAAAUCCUUAUUAUUUGCCCGACAUAACCGUAAUCACAGUCGGGCAUCCGCUAAACUUGAAUUUGCCGGUUCAGACCUGGUCUUUCACGAAAAUCAACCUGAAUCAACCGGUCCCAAUUUGGUUGCCAAAGUUUUACGCUUUGGAUCUAUUUUCUAUACAUUCGCCAGGCCCUAUACAAUGAUUCAUGUAAUUAUAUCGUCCAUAUGUAUAUUUGCAAGAGUGAUGCUGGAGAACAAGCACUUGUUCAAAUGGUCUCUGCUCCUUAAGAAUUUCCCAGGCCUAAUUGUUAUGCUUCUUGCAAACGUUUAUUUUAAUGGCAUUAAUCAGAUUUUUGAUGCCGAUAUUGACAGGACAAACAAACCUUAUUUGCCUAUACCAGCAGGAAAUCUUUCACUUAAACAAGCAUGGGUUUUGACGAUAUUUUCUGCACUUGGUGGCCAAUUGAUUUUGUGGUUGAUGAAUGCCGACCUAAUCACUACUGGUCUCUUCUGGUUUUGUCUUUUAUUGGCCACUUUGUAUUCUGCCCCUCCGUUUCGAUUCAAGGAAUCUUCUCUUGCAACAAUUAUUUCUCUUCCUUUGAUGAGUACAGCUCACCAUGCCGGUGUACUCUACGCCACCAUAGUUUCUCUUGGACUUCCAUUCCAAUGGAGCCCCCCAAACGUAUUCAUCAUUACGUAUGUCGCAUUAUAUUUUGUGGCGGCUUGCCUCAUAAAAGAUAUUCCAGAUGUGGAAGGUGACAUGAAGUAUAACAUUCGAACAUUUGCGGCGAUAGUCGGACCUAAAAAUAUUACAAUUCUUGGAAUGGGAAUUUUGUUGGUAACUUUUAUUGGUGCUAUAGCAGCUGCCAUUUACUUGCCUCAGGCUUUCAAGGGUUACUCAAUGUUGACUGGUCAUUUAAUCUUUGCCUUAUUGUUACUUUUUCAGGUCCGAAAGUUGGACAAAGCAAACUAUGUCCAGGAAGCCAGCACAAAUUUUUAUCAAUUCCUUUGGAGGCUUCUUUCAUUAGAGUUUCUUUUAUUUCCUUUCAUAUGACAAAUUAGUUGCCCGUUAAUUGUAUGUUUUUCCCAUAUAACUAUAGUAAGGUGGGAGAUAAAGUGAGCUCUGUGUAGCUAUGUUUAAGAUAUAUAUUAUCGUUUUAUUUCUUUUAA